CGCCGGUGCCCGUUUGAACGGACGGAUCCCUCCCCCUCCUCCCUGCGGAAAGUUGCACAAAGUUGGCUGAAUCUGGUUUGUUGGGGAGAUGAUAGAGAGCGAUAUCCCGUCCAUAAUGGCAGGAAUCAUUAGGAAUUCAGGGCAAAACCACCACCCCUCGCAGGAGUACAGGCUCCUGGCUUCAGACCCAUCCCAGCUGAGCGAGGAUGAGCUCCCAGGGGAUCUGCAGUCCCUGUCCUGGCUGACAUCCGUGGAUGUGCCUCGGCUCCAGCAGAUGGCCAGUGGGAGAAUGGAUUUCAGCCUGGGGGCUCAGAAUGCCAUGCUCCAGCAGACAGGUCCUGUGGGGAGCACGAUGCACUCGACACCCGGAGCAAUGAUCCACAUCCAGACCAGCCUCCCACAGGGAAUCCUGGGCCUCAAUCCCAUUUCCAGCCACGGAGCCAAUAUGAGCCCCUACGCCAUGGGUGGGCAGCUGUCCCCUGGUUUGCAAACACAGCAACAGCUCUUCCCUCCUCUUCCUCCUCAUCCUCCUCCUCCUCACUCCCAGCAGGUGUUUGCCCUUGCCCAGAACCCUCAGCAGGUACUGUGUAACCCAGCAGCAAUGUACAACACACCCUAUGGGACACAGCCACACUACUCCCAGCCACGCCUGGCUCCCCACUCUGCCCAGGAGCUGCAUCCAAAGCAUUAUCCCAAGCCCAUCUACUCCUACAGCUGUUUGAUCGCCAUGGCGCUGAAGAACAGCAAGACUGGCAGCCUGCCCGUGAGCGAGAUCUACAGCUUCAUGAAGGAGCACUUCCCCUACUUCAAGACAGCCCCUGACGGGUGGAAGAACUCGGUGAGGCACAACCUGUCCCUGAACAAGUGCUUUGAGAAGGUGGAGAACAAACUGAGCGGCACCUCCCGCAAGGGUUGCCUGUGGGCCCUCAACCCCGCCAAGAUCGACAAGAUGGAGGAGGAGAUGCAGAAGUGGAAGAGGAAGGAUCUGGCUGCUAUUCACAGGAGCAUGGCUAACCCAGAGGAGCUGGACAAGCUGAUCACUGACAGACCUGAGAGCUGCAGGCGGCCCAACAAGCAGGCAGAGCCCGAGGGAACCCCCCUGGGCCGCAUCUCUGUGUCCCAGCUCCAGCCCCAGCCCAUCAUGACGCUGUCCCUGCAGUCCCUGCCCCUGCACCACCAGCUCCAGACGCAGGCUCGCCUCGCCCCCAACUCGCCAGCACCUGCACAAACCCCUCCUCUGCACACCCUGCCUGACAUGAGCCACAGCCCCCUGCCCCAGCACCCCAUGGGACGAGCCCCCGACUUCCCCAACGUGGCGGUGGACAUGAGCACGGAGGUGGAUGCUCUGGAUCCCAGCAUUAUGGAUUUCGCUCUGCAAGGGAACAUUUGGGAGGAGAUGAAGGACGACAGCUUCAGCCUGGACACCCUGGGUGCCUUCAGCAACUCCCCCCUGCAUCUCUCUGACUGCGAGCUGGGCACGCCCGGCCUCACGACCGUGUCCAGCGGCAGCGACCGCUCCUUCUCCGACCUGCAGGUCACUGGCCUUUACACCACCUACACCACCCUGGACAAUGUGGCAGCUGCUCAGUACAUGAACCCCCAAGGCAACAAACCCAUCCCUCUGCUCUGAGCUCGGCCCCGUUCCACGGAUCCCGAGGGACGGUUCUUCCCCCUGGUUAAAAUCCGACCGGGAAGCUCCAAGAGCUCGUCCUGCUUUGGGAUGUGUUGGCUGGUUCCAGCGUGUGAGGCCAAAAUAAAUCAAGCUGGGACUUGGUAGAACCACUUUCCUCCCAUGGCAAGGGCGUGGACAUUUGUGUUGUGGGACUGGGGAGCUCUCCAGGAGGACCUGGAAGGCAGCAGGAACUUUCAUUGGAAUGUAAAUGAGCUAAAAAUGACCCAGUUAAGGGAGUUACAUUUAUUCCUGUAUCACCACUGUCACAGAAGCCUCCACAAUCCAAGGGGCUGGCCAGCCCCAAGUUGGUUGAUUGUGCCCCUGGUGUGUAAUUUUUUCUUAAUUUGCCAAAUUGGACAAAGACCUCCCCCAGUUCCUGGAGACAUUUGCACCACUAACACUUUUCUGACGUAACUGUUGUUAAUUUAUUGUUAGAAGGUAGGAAAAAAGGAGCAAAACCACUAAAAACAAAAACUCACCUCCCUAGCAGACCACUGUUAUAUCUAGAUUUGUGAAAGUCCUCACCCCUGAAGGAAGUGGUACUACUGAACUAUUAAACUGAUC
Molecule: messenger RNA, 2236 nt
Organism: Ficedula albicollis (Collared flycatcher)
Lineage: Eukaryota; Metazoa; Chordata; Aves; Passeriformes; Muscicapidae
Gene: FOXN4
Product: forkhead box N4
Exons: 10
Coding region: 89-1630 (513 amino acids)
Biological process (GO): regulation of transcription by RNA polymerase II
Molecular function (GO): DNA-binding transcription factor activity, RNA polymerase II-specific; transcription cis-regulatory region binding
Source: RefSeq, a predicted model, not a curated record